AUGAGUUUAGAUUUCAUUAACAGGGAAGAUUUUAUAAGUGAAGCAGAAAGUCGUCCUGCUAUUUGGGAUGUCAAAAGCGAUGACUAUAGCAACAAAGUGGUGGAAACGAAUGCGUGGCAAGAAAUUAUAACGAAGUUUGUGCCUGAUUUCAAUGAGAAGAGCACAGAUGAAAAAGAAUGGGUUGGUCCUAAGGAAAUGGAAGAGCUUAAGGGACAGUUACACCAGGGAGUUAUUAAGGAAAUGAGGGGUUCUGCAGCAACUGGUAGGAAGGAGUACAUCUACUUCGAGCAGCUGCGAUUCUUAACAAUUGACUGUAAGAGUACUACUUCUAGUAUUGAGAAUUAUGAUGAUAGUGACAGAUAUGAGUUUGAUGGAGGAGAAAAUUUAGACCAGGAGACACGUGAAAAAACUGCCGUGAGACAUCAAAAAAGGUCACGUGAAAAGAAGGGUGUUGAAGAAGAAGAUGAUAUGCUAUACCACAUUUUGAAGGAAAAGUGCGCCACAAAACACAAUUCAAGUCAACAAGAAGACGAAGCUUGUUCAUGCAGUAUUUAG
Molecule: messenger RNA, 555 nt
Organism: Schistocerca americana (American grasshopper)
Lineage: Eukaryota; Metazoa; Arthropoda; Insecta; Orthoptera; Acrididae
Exons: 2
Coding region: 1-555 (184 amino acids)
Source: RefSeq, a predicted model, not a curated record